GCCGUGAGACCAGGCUGCCCCUGCACCUCACAGGGGAAGGCCUCGAGCCCUGCCUCCAACUCAGCUGUGAGGAACUGGACAUGGGGAAAGUUUUGGUUGGAGAAGCCUACAGCUACGAGGCAAUGCUGGUUAACAAAGGAGCUAUUGAUGCUCCCUUUGAGCUCAUCCCUCCAACCACAGCCCGUGGCUCCUGCUUCACCUUUCGGCCCCAGCAGGGCAUCAUUCCACCCAGUGGGCUCCAGCCUAUCCAGAUCUCCUUCAGUUCCACCACCCUGGGGGAGUUCAAGGAAGAAUUCCAUUUCAAUGUGGCUGAAUGCCCUAAGCCUGUGACCUUGACUAUCAGGGGCCACGUCACCGGACUGAGCCUGCAUUUCAGCACAGGUGGCCUUGACUUCAAUGACGUCUCCUUUGGCUUUCCUCAGACCUUGUCGUGCCACCUGAUCAGCACCUCCGUGGUGCCCAUCACCUUCCACCUUCGCAUCCCUGGGGACGGCCAGGGACAGCCCAGCCUUAGGAGCUCUGAUCAAGUGAAAGACAACGCUCACCCCUCCUGGGAAAAAGGCACACUGGCUCCAUGUCAGGAGAAGCCAGUGGAGUUCACCAUAACACCCAGCACAGGGACCAUCCCUUCCCAGGGAUCCCAGGAGAUCAGGGUCACGCUGUGUUCCAAUGACGUGGGACAGUACGACUGUGAUAUGGUGCUGGACGUGGAUGGUUUUGGCAAGGAGGUGUUGGCUCUGUGCCUCAAAGCCAGAUGUGUCGUUCCUGAGCUGCGUUUGCUCUUCUCCACCCUCGACUGUGGACCGUGCUCUGCAAAGGUCCCUUGCCAGAAGACGCUGACCCUUGUGAACCCGAGCCCCCUUCCAGGAUGCUACAGAGUUCUCCCUCAGAGACAACAAGAGGCCGCUGCUCUGUGGUACUCCAGCCCCAAGCCGUGUGGGAUUAUCCAAGGUCACGAGGCGGUGGAGAUCCCCAUUACAGUUGAAGUCCAGGCAGUGGGUGCUCCUUCCAUCCCGGUGGAUAUCGCCGUGUUCGGGAAGGAGACAUCCCCGCUGCAAAUGCGUUUCAUGUGCACUGGAAAGACGCCGCUUGUCUACGCAAGUGUGAAUAAGAUAAACUUGGGCGAGAUCCAAGCGAUACAGGAGACUUCCCAAACUCUCCAGCUGUGCAAUCAGGAUCUCAUCCCUGCAGCCUUCAGAGCAGAGAUCGAUGGCAAAUGCUGGAGUAUUGAACCCAGGGAAGGAGUGGUCCCUGCCAAGGCUGAGGUUCCUGUGGUUGUCACGGCAAACCUGGGUGACACAGGGAGAUUUGAAGACAGCAUGAAGCUGUUCAUUGAGAACAGCCUUACCAGUGUCAUCCCCAUCCAGGCUGUGGGCAUCGGCACCACAAUUACCAUUGACAAACCGUUUGCGCCGGAGCUGAAUUUGGAACCCCAGUUCAACCUCGUUCCCUGCGUUUUCCGGUUCAACGUGACAAACAAGGGGCGUCAGUUCCAGCGGCUGUACUGGGACACAGAAGGUUUCAGCCCCUUUCGACAGCGUCAUCCUCUCCCUGCCCUCUGUGUCCCCAAGGGCAAAAACGCUUCCCAGAGACACACCACCCCCGUAUUUAAGCUGCGGCCACGGAGUAUGAAUCUGCAGCCAGGCGAGACUAUGGAGCUGGUGCUGGAAGGCUUCUCCAGCACUGUCCAGGACGUGGAGGAGAAGCUUGUGUGUGAGACAGUCGUGAAGCCAGAGAUAACAAAGAAAGAGAUAAUCAAGACAAAGGUCACCUGCAAGUUCAUUUCUCCCGCUGUGCAAAUAUCAUCCAAGGCAAUCACUUUCCGUGUGGAGAAGCACCCCGAUGAUGUCCUGACUCUUCAGUACAAGCCUCUAUCUUUAAAAAACACCUGCUGCCUGCCAUUCCACCUUUUGCUGGAUUUGGAGCAGCUGUUCCUAAUCUGUGAUGCAGACCAUCAGCCCCUCCCUGCAGGGGCCCAGCCUGUGAAGAUGGUGGCAGGGCAGGAACUUCAUCUCUCCAUCGGCUUUAACCCAGCCUAUGAAAAGGAUCCGAUCAGCUGGGCAUCCCCAGGAGAGGGGAUUGCUCCGCCGGCCCUCCCCUGCAAAGCCGACGACUACGGGCUUCUUCUGCCGCGUGGGUCGCACACCACACAGGACUUUGUUAUUGAGCACAGUCACCCUUUAGAUAAGAAAUCGGCGAAAGCCCUCGCCAGAUGGCUUGACCGUCACGGUCAUCAAGUUAAUGAUAACACCACAUUCGACAAAUGGCAAGCCAUCGGAUUUCAACUGUGGCGAGAGAACGGCAGGGGUGACCGACUCGCAAAAGAGGCGCUUAUCGCCUGGAGGCUUAUUCUGAUGGUGCUUCAGCACCAGAUGAUGAAUAAGAACAACAGCAGUAACACCCAAGAAGCUGUGUCCUCCAAGUCCACAGAAGAAAAUAAAUCUCACACAGAGAAAGACAUGGACAGAGACAUUAAAUACACGGACACGGACACUUGCUAUACAGAUAAGGACACCGGGAGAGGGAAGAAGGACACCAACCACCACACACAAGAUGGCGGGAGGGACUCCGACAGCGAGUCGCAAGAUGGCGGGAGGGCGAGAAGAUGGGGAUCGCGGCGAUCACGAAAUGGCGGCGAGGAGGCGGGGCCCCGGGAAGCGCGGGAAAGAUCGAGGCGGGAAAAGCGGAGGCGGGCUCUUGUAGUUCCACCCACAGCGCCAUCUCCGCCCCCGUAUACGCGCGCGCGGAGCCCCUCCCCGGACACGCCUCCCUCUACGCCCUCUUCCGCCACUCCGGACUCCUCCCCAGAACGAUCCCCCUCCCGGAAGUCACGGGGUGCAGUGGGCGGGGCUAAGGCGAAGGCCAGAGGUAACAUCCGGCAAGAUGGCCGCGCCCAUAAGGCCAAGGUCACCGAGGCCUACUCCGCCCGCCGGUACCCCCCAUCAGACUAUCAUUGGCCGCCAUAUUCCCCGGAUGAACCAGCCGAUGCUCCAGACAUCUGGAGCGAAGUCCGGGAAGAAGCAGCAUCCGCUAGGGAUGCGGAGUUUUUAAAAGCCUUCCCGGUUUACUAUGACGAGGGCAAACCACCGGAGUGGCGCCCUAUCUCGUAUCCUAUGCUAAAAGAUAUUAAGAAGGCCAUAGUAGAGUACGGGUUGGGCGCCCCCUUUACCCUCGGUUUACUGGAAUCGUUCUUUUUGGCAUAUACGUUGAUUCCCUUCGAUAUACGGGGUGUGAUGGGGGGGUUACUAACGACAGUACAGGCCUCAGCUUUUGAAACCGAGUGGAAGAAGCGCAUUGUAACCUGGGUGAACGACCGGAUGGAGAGGCGAGGUAUUCCCCCACGGCAAGCCAUAGACAUGCUCUAUGGGGAGGGCGACUACACGCGUAGAGGGGAUCAAGCUAGAUUAGAUCCUAAAUUAUUAGACGAGUCUAAAGAAUUGGCCCUAGACGCCUUAAAGAAGGUGGCCGACGCGUACGUGCCGACCCCCUCCUUUACAAUGAUUGACCAAGGCCCUGUGAAGAUGGAGGCAGGGCAGGAACUUCAUCUCUCCAUCGGCUUUAACCCAGCCUAUGAAAAGGAUCCGAUCAGCUGGGUAGCAGAGAAGACUAUGAAGAUCCAGCUGGUGGAACAUCCUCAUGAGGAAGAGAUCACCGUUCGGGGAGAGGUCUACUUCCCGAAUCUCCGUAUCCCGACCAAAGCGCUGGACUUCGGUUGCAUCGCGAAUGGCGCAAAACAAGUGCGUUCCCUGGAGAUGACCAACUGCAGCCCAAUUCCUGCCCACUACCACUGGUCAUUCCGGGUGAAAAGCAAGGAGUACCUGACAGGGUUCAUACCUUCCCCACCUAGAUUCAGACCCCAACCACAAAUGGCCAGGUUCGGCUGUGUUGAGUGUGGGCGUUAUUCAAGGAGGUACUUCAGGCCUGGAAGUGUGCGGGAGCCAGCCAAAGCCCCGGAAGCAGCACAGGACUCUUCCCAACAAUCAUCACAUUCAGCAAACUGCCUGGAAACAGAACAGAAUUCUUCCCAAGAGUCAUCAGAUUCAGAGAACUCCCUGGAAACAGAAUGGGAUUCUUCUGAAGAGUCAUCGGAUUCAGAGGGCUCCCUGGAAACAGAGGACGAUUCUCCUGAACAGUCACCACAUCCAGAGAACUCUCUGGAAACAAAGCAGGACUCUUCCCAAAAGUCAUCACAUUCAGAGGCCUCCCCGGAAGCAAAGGUGCCACCAUCCACUGCUGCAGGGCCUCGGAGCUCAGUGGAGACGAAGGGGUCUGGGCAGUCGGCGGAGGCAGAGGCCCCUGGCUUCAGAGCGGAGGAGGUUUUUGGUGUCCAGCCGGUGUCCGGUGUGCUGCAGCCGGGCAAGAGCCAGCAGGUGCCCUUCACCUUCUUUGGCCAUGCCAACAUCAUCGCCCGUGUCACAGCGCUGUGCCGGGUGGAGGGAGGCCCGACCUACGAGGUGGAGCUGAGGGGAGAGACUUCGGUCCUCACCUACCACCUGAGCAUCGAGGAGAUCAACUGUGGGCUGCAGCUCUUUAACGAAGUCACCAGAGCCGAGGUCACCCUGCGGAACGACGGGAAGGUCGGAUUCACCUACGUGGUGCAGAGCCCCAGCACUGGCACUGCAGACAAGCCUCUGCCUGGUGUGCUCAUGGUCCUGCCCAGCACAGCUUCCAUUGAACCUGGCAAGGAGCAGGUGCUGAAGCUCUAUUACCUGCCAGGAGUGCCAGGAGUCUUCUGCAGGACUUUCCAGGUUCAAGUGGGUCACCUGAAACCGGUAGAAAUCUCCCUGAAAGGAGAGGCGAUCUUUGCUGGGAUCUGUCUGGACCUGCCCUGGAGCAUCAGAGGAAGUGAAAAAUACGAGAGGCUACUGAAACAGGCAAAAGAAAAGCUGAAAAAAGACAAGCAGGACAAGAAAGUAAGUGUUUGGAGGAAGGCUCAAAUCAGGAAGCGACACGCGAAGGGCCCUGGCAUUGUGGCAAACACUUGGCUGAGGAUGGAGAUGGAGCAGAUGCUGAUAAAGGAGAAUGCUCUGGAGCUGCAGCCAACCCUCAUCUCCCGCCCCCCAGAGGACACUGUCUUUAACAAGAGCAUUCCUCAGAAGCUUGUCAAAGUUGAGCUGCCCGAGUACAUCCUGGACAUGGGCACUGUUGUUCAGGGUUACAGUAAAAGCUGCACUGUGAAGAUCACCAACACCUGGAGGUACCCAGUGGCCGUCCAGGCCAAUGAACGUGCCCUGCGUGACACAGGUUUCAGCAUAUACCUGGAGCCCGUGGAGUUCCUGAUCUACGGCACCAGCAAACGGUUUCAAGUGAACUUUGCAAGUGCCAACCUGCCCAUGGGAAAGGUGGAUGUGCUCCUGCCCAUCAAGGUAGAGAAAGGCCCCACACUGCACAUCCGCCUCCGUGCCACUGUGAUUCAGCUGCUGCUCAGCCUCUCCAGGAACAGACUCCAGUUCCCCGAUGUCCAGGUUGGGCAGUGCUGGUGUGAAACAGUCCGGCUUUACAACUGGUUCAGCGCGCCCUGUGAAUGGUUCCUCACUGUCAACAAACCUGCCAAGAAGGUGGACAAACGUUUGACACCGGCCGUGCGUCAGAAGGAGCUCCAGGCUGCGAAGGAUGAUUCCCGUGUCUUUCAGUGGAAGGCCCGGGAGGGAACCCUCUAUGGUAGAGAGUGGUGUGACCUGCAGAUCCAGUUUUCCCCCCUGGAAGAGAAGUCCUACAAAACCGAGCUGAAGAUCAACGUUCGUGGGAACAGCCAGCUCCUCGUGCUGCACAUCUCAGGACAGGGUCUGGAGCCACGGCUGGAGUUCAGCCCCACGGAGAUCAAGCUGGGAGCGGUGCUUCCGUGCGGCCCUGAGCUGGAGAGGACAGUGGUGGUGAAGAACCCCUGCGAGUUCCCCACUGAAUUUUACUCCCUGGAGUUUGACGAGGAGUACCGUGAGGAGGAGAAGAUCCUGCGGACGCUGGAGGAGUUUGGAGACCGGACGGCCGUGGUGAUGCCUCCACGCGCUGUGGGUGAGAAGCUGCCCCCAGAGGUGCUGGAAUAUUAUGAAAAAUGGAAGAAGAUGGAGGCUCUGGGUCAAGAGAUGUUCAAGCGCAAGGAAGAAUCAGGCGAGGACAAUGCAGCACUUCAAGAGAGCAUCAGGUUGUUGAAGGACAUGGUGGACGAGUGUGACAGGCCCAUCCGUCAGGCCGUCAGGCGCUACCUCGACACCAAUCCCGUUGGAGAAGAGCUCAAAGCCCAAAUGCCCAGAGGGAUUGCCAUCAUCGUCUAUGGGACCCCGCGGACAGGAAAGACAAGGGCGGCGGCCGCCCUGUCCAAGUAUUACAGUGCCGCCUGCUUGUCCCUGGCCGAGGUGGGGACAGAAGCCAUGUCGGACGAGCGCAGCUCGGCGGGGCGCCGUGCCCGGGAGCUGUGCGUCGAGGCUGCCCGUCAGCAAAGAGCCAGGAGGGAACAGAUGCCGGGUAAAAAGGGUGCUGAGGCCAAGAAAACCCAGCCCAGCCCUGGGGACAAAGCCAGCCAGAAGACCCUCAGUGCUGGACACCAGAGCGCUUCAGCAACCAAGGAUAAGGCAUCUGACAAACCCCAGGCAAGAUUUUCAGUGCCCUCCAAGAUGGCAGCCGUUUCCUGCGCCACCGCUCCUGCACCACAGCGACUGACCAUCCUCACCAGGACAGGGAGAAAGGAGGAAAAGAGGAAGUGUUGGAGCUGUGUGCUGCCCGAGGAAUUGCUGGUGGAAAUCAUCUCUGAACGGCUGCAGCUGAGUGACUGCUACAAGGGAGAGGUGUUUGAUGGCCUGGAGACCCUCUUUGCGAGCAGCCUGGCAUCUUCUCUCCUGUGCGUGCUCAAAGCUGUGACCUCCCAGCUGACCCAGAGCCCCAAGCUCUGCUCGCAGUCACUGAUGGCUUCUCUUGUGGUCUGUGCUGAAGCACGGGAGAAGGAAGAAGCUGCCCGGAGAGAGGAAGAACGUCUCUGGGAUGUGGAUGUGGACGAGUACGAAGCCCUCUCUGAGAAGCAGACAGCUCUGCUUGAUUACAAAAUAGAACAAAUCAAGCGUGAGCGGAAGGAGAGAAGGGAGCUGGAGUGGCUGGCUCGAGAGCAUAAGGAAAGCAAAAAGGCGUCAUCACGAGCCUCAGAGAAGCAAGAUGGGCAGCAAGAAACCAAAAUCCCAGAGGUGCCGAGUAAGCGGGACAGGAUCUUGGACCUGAGGUUUGACAUCUGUGAGUCUUCUCAGAAGAAGAUCAAACAUAUUCUGUCAUCCUGGGACGAAGGCUCAGUCGGAAGCCAGGAUGCCAGAGUGCCCUGCUUGGACUUCCACGUCACGCGUCAUGAAAAGGUGUUUAGGAGGAUCCUGAAGAGCAAGAAGCUGCCACCAGCAAAGCAGAUCCUGCACUCUCUGGGACUGGGACCUCCCAUUCCCCCUGGCUCUCUUUUCUCCGUGGUCCCCUACCCAGAGGAGGACAGAGUCCCCACAGCAUCACAAGACCUCAGACACUUCAUCCUUGUUGAACCUGAGGGUGCUGCUGCAGAAGAUGAUGUGGCCCCAGAGGCAGAGGCACAGGACCACUUGAAGGAGGGGAAAGCCAUGAGCAGACACAAGUCUAGCAAGGAAAAGCCAAACUCCCCCCAGAGCCCGAAAAGUCUCCGUGAUCACUCCCCAGAAACACCCCGAAGUUCACCUGAGCCAAUGAAAAGCCAACUGCAGAGUGACUCAACCCUCGAGAGACCUGCCAGGCUGAGAAGGUUCCGGUGGAUCGUUCCUGCCCACGCUGAGGUGGAACUGAAGAUCCGCUUCAGCCCCACAGUGCCAGGGCAGUUUGACCAGCUGAUGAACUUUGAGAUCCUGGGCUCAAAGCGCCUGUACCAGUUGCCCUGCAGUGCCACUGCCCUGUACCCCAGCAUCAGCCAGAACCCACGGCUGGUGUUUCCUCGCUGGAGGAAGAGCAAGGAGAAGGAGGACAUCAUCUCCAAGGAAUAUGUCAUGAGCACAAAGCAGUUCCACUUUGGACCGCUGCUUUGUGGCAAGUCAGGAGAGUGGUACAAGGCACAGAACUGCCCCGGCAACAGCGAAAAGUUAACCAUCCUCAACGACUCCCCCAUGGAGGCAGAGGUGCAUUUCUCCUUUGAGAACGACAGCAAAGGAGAGACGUUCCUUUUGGACCCUCCCAGCAUGAGGCUGCAGCCCAAAGAGAAGAAGAAGCUGAGUAUUUGGGUGUACCCGACUUCUGCUGGCCUCCUGGAAGACAAUCUUGUCUGCUGGAUCAAGGACAACCCGGAGCCAGUGGUCUUCUGACUGUGCUACCAAGGGAUGCACGUGAAGCUGGGGGUCAGCCCCCAGGAGCUGCAUUUCAACAAGCUGCUUCUGCACAGGACUGACACCCAGACCCUGGUCCUGAAAAACGAUAGCCCACUGUUGGAGGCAAUGAGACCGACUGGGAAAGAUAUGAAGCGUGGAGAAGGAUUUAUAAUCCUUCACCAAAUGAUGAACACGAAUAUCAGCCUCCCAGCAGACGACACAAAGGACACCAAAAAAGACAUUAAAAAGGACAUGGACACUGGGGACACACAAGAUGGUGGGACGGAGACAGAAACCGACACCACAUCACAAAAUGGCGUGAGGGCGCGGAGAAGAAAUAUGCGUCGAUCGCGAAAUGGCGUCGAGGAGGAGGGACCCCGAGACCGUCCUGAGAGAAGGGGGGAGGGUGAAGCGUGCGGAAGACCGGCGCGGGAAAAGAAGAGGCGGGCCCCCGUAGCUCCACCCCUUGGGUGGCCUCCUUCUCCACCCACUCGUGGCGCGAGAAGUCCCUCCCCCGACACACCUCCGAUAACGCCCACUUCCGUCACUCCCGUCUCCUCCCCCGACGUGUCACCUGUUCGGCCAAGACAGGAAGCAGUGGGCGGGGCAAGGGCGAAAGUCAGGUCUUCCUUCCGGAAAGAUGGCCGCGCCCAUAGGCCACAUCACACCAAGGCCUACCCUGCCUGCCGCGAACCGGACUUUGACUAUGGGUGGGCACCGCGCUCCCCGGAUAGGCAACCCUCGGUACCUGAUAUUUGGGAAGCCUUUCGGGAGGAGGCCGCGCGCGCCCAAGAUGUCGAAUUUUUAAAAGCGUUCCCGGUUUAUUACGAGGAAGGGAAACCUCCCGAGUGGCGACCGGUUUCGUACCCGAUGUUGAAAGACAUCAAAAAAGCAAUUGUCGAGUACGGGUUAGGGGCACCCUUCACAAUCGGCCUAUUGGAAUCCUUCUUUUUAGCUUACACCCUUAUCCCCUAUGACAUUCGAGCAGUCAUAGGAGGAUUGUUCACUACCGUUCAAGCCUCGGUAUUCGAGGCUGAAUGGAAAAAACGAAUUGUCACCUUCGUUAAUGAUAAGAUGGAAAGAAGAGGGAUUCCAAUUAGGCAAGCCAUUGAUAUGCUUUACGGGGAGGGGAACUACUCCAGCAGAGGGGACCAAACUAGAUUAGACCCCAAAUUGUUAAAUGUAACAAAAGAAUUGGCCUUAGAGGCAGUAAAAAGAGUGGCGGACGCGUACAUGCAAGCGCCCUCUUUUACUCUUAUUAAUCAGGGCAUUAAAGAGCCAUUUGUAGAUUUUAUUACUAGGCUCAAAGAAGCUAUAGCUCGGCAGCUGGAGGACCGCUUCCCCGUGGUGAAGAUGGUCUCCACUGAAGACCUGCUGUGUGUCCUGUCGGCAGAUGAGGAGCAGAGGCAGACGGCAGAGAAGGAGCCAAAAAGACCACAGAGAGUCAAAGUGGAAGGCCUUCUCGACACGGGGGCGGAUGUCACCAUCAUAGCCUCCAGGGACUGGCCACACGCCUGGCCAGCCCAAACUGCAUACGUCCAAGUUAGCGGCGUGGGAGGAACGCAGUAUCCCGUCAGGAGCAGGGAGGUGCUGACUAUCUACGGGCCGGAGGGCAGACCAGCGUCACUCCAACCGUAUGUGCUGAACAUACCAGUCACACUUUGGGAAAGAAGAGAAUUUGGAUACUACAUUGUCCACACCCGCUCACACACCACUCUACCCGGUCCUGUGGCGGAGGGGAACCAGCUCGCCGACCAUCUGGCAGCCCAAGUUCCACCCACCAUCCUACCCUAUAUAAGUUGUUACCCCUCAAAUAAACUGUGGUAUUGCUUCACCGACCUCCACCGUGUGAAAGACCCUUCCUUGCAGUGCCCGACCCCAUUCCCUUUCCCUGACUCGAGUCGUGGCAGCCCACUGCCCAUGGCAUGGCAUCUCAGUGGGCUGGAUGACCUUGGCGAUGACUUCUCUGCAUCGCGAGGCAGGGGCAUCGUUGGCCCCCGCACAGACUUUGAGGUGAAGCUGAAUUUCAAGGCCGAGAAGAUUGGCAUCACAAAUAAGAUGAUCCAACUAGAGGUUUCAGAUCCAGAAAACAUCCUGGGCAUUGUUCAGGCUGAAACCAUCAAAGUCUCUGUGGAGGUCUACGAUGUUAAUCUGAGCAUCAACAUGCCUGAAGGUCCAGAUGGCAGCUUGGAAUUUGGAACUAUUAAUGUCCUGGAUAAUAAGAAGCACGUCCUGAGUCUGCAGAACAAAGGCUUAUAUGACAUUGAGUACAGUUUCAAGCUGACCACUGGAAGUGCCAAGAGGGGUGACUUGGAAUCUCCCUUCACUGUCCGGCCGCAGAGGGCUGUGCUGAAAGCCUCCCAGCCACCUGUGAAAGUUGAGGUCCUCUUCCACCCCACGACUGAAGUGUUUCUCAAGAGCAAACCCAUCCUGCUCUGCCGGGUCACUGAUCUCAAAUCGGGUCAAGGAGGCGAGACCGUUGCCGCCAUCCCAGUGAGGGUGUCGGCGAGAGCUGUGUACAGCAAGUACAGCAUCGAGCCUGCCUCGCCCAUCGACUUCGGUGCCAUGGUUAAGGGCACCAAGAAGACCCAUGUCUUAAUUGUGGAGAACAAAGGCACCCUCAACUUCAAAUUCCUCAUCCACCAAGCACCUCCACUACAAAGUUCACAGCAAGAGGAAUCUGCCCCCUUGGUCAGGGAAAGAAAGCGCUCGACGCAGGCUCAGCUCACUGUAGGCAUGUUCACUGUGUCCCCUUGCUCCGGCUCCAUUGGUCCUUGGGGCCAGCAGAAGAUCACAGUGGAUUGCAAUGCAGGAGCAGAGGGGAAAUGUGAGGAGCAGCUGUACAUCGACAUCAGCAACAGAGACCCCAAGGACAAUCCCCUCGGCAUUCCCUUUACCCUGACUGCCGAGUCCUGCCUCCCAGCGCUUGUUGAAGACGUCACGUCCAUCUUUGAGCAGUACCCGAUCCACAGCAACGUCAAUCUCCGCCAGACGUUACAGUCGGUGCAAGGCAACGGUGUGUUCAUCAGAGAUGAGAACAAAUUCAUCUUCACCAAAGUUCAGGUUGGGCAACAGGCCACAGCUCGCUUCAAGAUCUCUAAUGGCAGCAGUGUCCCAUGUGACGUGGUCCUCUCCAUCAAAGCCAUGCCUGGAGAGCCUCACAGCCUCAUCAGCAACAUCUUCAAGCUGGAUCCUGUUGAGAUGAGCAUUCCUGGCUUAUCCCACACCUUUGCUACAGUGACCUUCACUCCAGAACAAAAGGAGGACUACCAGUGCACUUUCACAGCUUCCCUUGUUAGCCCAAAAAGGUCCGUGAAGAUGAAACCCCAACAGCUGACCUUCACUGUCAGUGGAGAGGGGCACGUGCCUCAGGUGACAGUCGAGUGCCCGGGCCUUGGGAGUAAGAGAGGAACCCCUGUGCUGCGCUUCAGGAGGCUCCUGCUGGGGGAUUCACAGACACUCCCCCUGGUCCUUCGUAACAAUGGCAUCGUACCCACAAAGUUUACAGUUCAUAUCAUGGAUGACCAGGGAGUUCUCUUCCUGAAAAGCACGCAGUCCGCACUCCGUGCCUUCCACACUGCAGACAUGGAAAAGGACUCCACUGGAAAAGCCAAGAAGCGUCCCGAGAAGCCUUACCUGCUCCUGGAACACGGGCAAUCAGCAGAGUUUGAUGUGUUUUUCAAACCCACCCUGGCCCAAUGUCUGGAAGGGAAGAUCCGUGUGCCAGUGUCAGGCAACAGUGAGCUCGACAUAGAGCUGGUGGGUGAAGGCCACAAUGAUGACUUCACCCUUGAUAACCUCCCUGGACUAGCAGAAGACAGCCAGGAGAGCAAUGCUGAGGGCAAUCUGGAGGACGACAUCAUUGAGGCUGUCAGAGCGAAUCACAUAAAGUUUGGGGAGUGUGCAGUCAGGGAGCUCUGCGACAAGACCUUCACAGUCACCAACCGCAGCAAGGAGGAGGUGAUGCGGUUUGAGUGGCUGCUGGCAGAUGCCCCGUUCCAGUUCUCCCCCAAGGUGGGACACCUCCAGCCUGGCCGUGCCAAGAAUAUCAGAGUGACCUUGAAAUCCAAGGUCCCGGUCACCAUCAAAAGGCACUCUGGGAACUGUAAGGUGGCCAAGAUCAAAUACCAGCUGCCACCAGAGGAGGUUUAGGACUGGGACGACAGAAUGCACAGUGAGAAGUGGGAGGAUACCACCGAGAGACUCCCGGGAGCCCGCUGGCCUUUGAAGCAGAAGGUGGUCAAGGCAGUCCCAGAACCACCUCACACCGUCCUGGAGAGGAGCAGCCACGAGGUCGAGCUUGUCCUCAGUGCUCAGGUUGACUACGCCGAGUUCAGACAUGACACGGUCGAGGUUCAGCUGAAGCAGACUGAGCUCUUCCAGACAGAGAUAAGCACUUUCCAGAUGUCCAAUACGGGGAAUGUAGCCCUGAAAUACUGCUGGGAGGAGAAUCUGGAGGAGGAAAUACCAUCAAAGAGUUCUGGGAGGCUGUUCUAGUCCACUCAGACAUGUGAUUUCUUGUCCUCUCCUGCUGAGGAUCUCUGGGAAAGGCAUCGUGCAAGGCUGGUGCAGCAGGCAUUGCCGCUCGAGCCAACUCAGCCCCAGCCAACUCAGCCCCAGCCAAGUCUGCGCCUUUCAAAGCAGCUGCGCCGCUCUUCGAAGGGCCUUAGCUCCUCCCCGGAAUUCUCUCCAAUUCCUGUCAAGGACCCACCACUGUUCUCCAUCGAGCCCCACUGCGGUACCAUCCCUGCUGGCCAGAAUCAGAUUUUCCGUGUGAAAUUCUUCCCGACGCGUGUGGGGGAAUUUAAGGCCGAAAUGCUGUGCAGAGUUCAUAACCUGAAGCCAUCUCAGAAGAACCCACGGGUGUUUGUGAUGGGGAAAGGCUGUUUGCCAAAGGCUGAUCUGAAAUGCUCUACAUCACUGCAAAAAGGUGAAACCCAGAGCAGCAAACCCAAGAAGAAGGUGCAGCGGUCAGCAAAACUAGAGUGACACCAUUUGUGUCAUGGCUUCUCCUGCUCGUGGUUUCCCAGCCUUCAGCAGAGACCUCCCCAUCUACUCCUCAAGCCCCAACACCCAUCUCUACCUCAUCUGUGUACCACCUAAUAAACUGUGUCUCAACGCA
This is a messenger RNA of Manacus vitellinus (golden-collared manakin), 13416 nucleotides long. RefSeq names its product hydrocephalus-inducing protein-like. Gene Ontology annotation, cellular component: axoneme. Gene Ontology annotation, biological process: proteolysis; axonemal central apparatus assembly; cilium movement. NCBI's taxonomy places the organism in Eukaryota, Metazoa, Chordata, Aves, Passeriformes, Pipridae. Gene Ontology annotation, molecular function: aspartic-type endopeptidase activity. The record is from RefSeq and is a predicted model, not a curated record.